CAGAGCAGUCGAGUAGCACCCCAGCCGCCGCUCAGGAUGGCGCUGCCGCGAUGGACACGACCCCGGACGCUCCGCCAGCAGAGGAGAUGUGGGAUGACAUCCCAGAAGACAUCUUGAGCCUGAGCACGGACGAGAUCAUCUCUAGAACACGGUUAAUAGACAAUGAUAUCAAGGUUAUGCGCUCGGAGACUUUGCGGCUACAGCACGAACAGAGCAUGAUGAAGGAGAAGAUCCGUGACAAUGGCGAGAAGAUCAAGCAGAACAAAGUCCUGCCAUAUCUUGUCGGCAAUGUCGUCGAGAUCCUCGACAUGGACCCGGAUGGCAAUGAGGACGGCGCGAACCAGGAUCAGGAGUCCAUGCGCAAGGGCAAAUGUGCGGUCAUCAAGACCUCGACGCGUCAAACGGUCUUCCUCCCCAUGAUUGGCCUCGUUCCGCACGAGAAGCUCCAGCCCUCCGACCUCGUUGGCGUGAACAAGGACUCCUACCUCAUCCUCGACACCCUCCCCGCUGAAUUUGACUCCCGCGUGAAGGCGAUGGAGGUCGACGAGCGCCCGACCGAGCAGUACACCGACAUUGGUGGCCUCGAGAAGCAGAUCGAGGAGCUCGUCGAGGCGAUCGUGCUCCCGAUGAAGGAGGCGGACCGCUUCAAGACCCUGGGCAUCAAGCCGCCGAAGGGCGCGUUGAUGUACGGCCCACCGGGUACGGGGAAGACACUGCUUGCGAGGGCGUGCGCGGCACAAACGCAGGCAUGCUACUUGAAGCUCGCUGGUCCCUCCUUGGUGCAGAUGUUUAUUGGUGACGGCGCGAAGCUCGUGCGCGACGCCUUUGCUCUGGCGAAGGAGAAAGCGCCAGCAAUCAUCUUCAUUGAUGAGUUGGAUGCUAUUGGCACGAAGCGGUUCGACUCCGAGAAGAGCGGUGACCGUGAAGUGCAGCGGACCAUGUUGGAGUUGCUCAACCAGCUGGACGGCUUCAGCAGCGACGAGCGCAUCAAGGUCAUCGCUGCCACUAAUCGUAUCGAUAUCCUCGACCCCGCCCUGCUUCGUUCCGGUCGUUUGGACCGUAAGAUCGAGUUCCCCUUGCCCAACGAGACCGCGCGCAGCCGUAUCCUCGAGAUUCACUCCCGCAAGAUGUCUGUCAGCGACGACGUCAACUACGAGGAGCUUGCUCGCAGUACGGACGAGUUCAACGGUGCGCAGCUGAAGGCGGUCUGCGUUGAGGCCGGCAUGAUCGCCUUGAGGGAGGGCGCGACGCAGCUCGGCCACGAGCACUUCUUGAGUGGUAUUGCAGAAGUACAAAGCAAGAAGAAGAAUGACCUUAUGUACUUCGCAUAGUCCACGCGGCGUCGCGCCUCGUCUUGUAGUAGUAGCUUCAUGUUCCGUAAUCCGUCCCAUUGGGUGCUAUCGAUACAUACAUCAUGGACCUUCUUCAAUUGUCUUCGUGCUAAGUCAUCCAAGUCCUUCCAUCAUGGUGCAAACUACGUGCGCUCUCAAUCGUCCCUCCACUCAACAUCACCAUUCCCCCAUUUCUCGCCCCAGAUCAUGCGCUUGUGGUACACCUUCC
Molecule: messenger RNA, 1560 nt
Organism: Schizophyllum commune H4-8
Lineage: Eukaryota; Fungi; Basidiomycota; Agaricomycetes; Agaricales; Schizophyllaceae
Product: 26S proteasome subunit P45
Exons: 5
Coding region: 51-1331 (426 amino acids)
Biological process (GO): proteasome-mediated ubiquitin-dependent protein catabolic process
Cellular component (GO): proteasome regulatory particle, base subcomplex
Molecular function (GO): proteasome-activating activity; ATP binding; ATP hydrolysis activity
Source: RefSeq, a predicted model, not a curated record